CGUCAGUUGGAGCUUCACAAGUGAUCCAAGCAACAGAAGAGCUAGGCGAAGGUUUGAUGGAUUGGAUCCCAAGCCAAGCAAUUGCUUCCACCACAAACCAAUAGAAGACGCCAUCAUGGGAUCUAGUAGCAAAAGAUCGGGAGGCAACUCCUGGCUGUCUCUUUUCUGGAUCGUAUUAUCCGUUUCAAGCUGUCUGAAUAUCAUCCAACCCUCCAAUGCCUUUCCUUCGGGUGCAGGAGCUUGCCCCGAAGAAUCCGCCGCCGUGAGAGGUCCUCACACGCGCGCCGCCAAUGUGACCAUGGGCGAACUGGAUGAGGACGGCAUUGCCCUGCAAAUAGAUGGCACUACCCUAUCGGUGGAUGACAUACUGACCAUCCCUCUGAAUGAGCCACUCGAUUGGCUUCUUUACACCGAAGGAGCUGCCUUUCGAGGAUUCUUGAUUCGAUUGGGAGGAGGAAGUGCCAAUGUGGAUACCACCACCUCGUUGGAUUCUCCCAGUAUCCCCGACGAGGCGCAAAUUGCCACGGUAUGUCCAUCUGAUGUCGGUGGUAUUACUCAUACCAACCGUGGUGAAAAAAUUGGUAUUACGGGAACCAUUACGGUCACGGAAGAAUCCGCCGACAUGCCACUGGAUGUUACCGUUGUGAUUGAAAAUCGAAAUGGUGUUUCCAUCUUCUAUCAUUCGACGUUUUAUAUUACGGCUGCCGAAAUCGUGUCAUCGCCCACGUCCAGUCCAGGCACCAACGAACCGACCGUCGAGGUUACAUCCAUGUACGGUCCUACAUCGGAACCUACGGGAGGGUAUCCCCACGACACCUACUACCCCACGCAUCACUACACAGAGACCCCAACAGAAGAACAGCCCUACGAAACGUAUGCUCCUUCCCAACUCGUCACCACGGAACCCACCCACUUUUAUACUGGUACCUUUGCCCCGUCUCAUUCGCACGACGGCUACACCUUCUACCCGACACAUCACUACACGGAGACAGACAUACCCACGCAAGGGUCUCCCUAUGAAACGUAUACUCCCUCCCAACUCGCCACCACCGAACCCACCUACCCGGAUACCUUUGUUCCAUCUCAUAAUUAUGACUAUACUGCGUACCCGACACAUCACUACACGGAGACAGACAACCCACCCAAGGGUCUCCCUACGAAACGUAUGCUCCUUCUCAACUUGCCACUGUGGAACCCACCUACACGGAGACAUACAAACCCUCGCCAGGGGAUCCCGCCACUUAUCCUCCUUCCCAACUUGCCACCACCGAACCGACCUACUCUGAUACCUUUGUUCCGUCUCAUCAUUAUGACUAUACUGCUUAUCCCACACAUCACUACACGGAGACAUACAAACCCUCGCCAGAGUGAUCCCGCCACUUAUGCUCCUUCCCAACUUGCCACCAGCGAACCGACCUACUCUGAUACUUUUGUUCCGUCUCAUUAUGACUACACUGCGUAUCCCACACAUCACUACACGGAGACCAUGUUUCCAACCCACAAUGAUGAGUUUCCAACAGUAUCAUCGACAGUCGAACUUUGGGGCACGACCUAUUCUACUGACACACGACGCAUCCAACGCAACAGUGAAAUGCUGACGGGAACCAUUCCUACCAAAAUUGCCUACCUGACGGAAUUGACCGAAUUGCAUCUCUCCCGCAAUGCCUUGACGGGCAGUCUCAUUCCCGAACUGACACAGAUGACCCAACUCCAAUCGAUUCGUCUCAAUGCCAAUUCAUUGACCGGUACCAUUCCACCCGAACUAGCACAAGAGUUGACGGAUUUGCAAUUUCUCUGGUUGGAUCAGAAUUUCUUGACGGGGACAGUCCCUCCCAGUAUUUGUGCUUUGGAAUUUCUCAACUGGGAUGUCGACUGCGACGUGCUGGAUUGUUCCAGGUGCUACGAAAGCACCGCCAGUCCCACGUCCGACGAAGAAGGGGUCGCAUCUUGUGAUGCUUCCUACGUGGAUGGUGAAAUUCGUGGAGAUCGCUGUUAUGCCGUCGAUACGGAAGUGUGUGUGACGACGUAUCCAGCCAAAAGUUGCAGCGUGAUUGAACAGAACUUUACCUAUUACAACGAGUACUAUUCGUGGGAUUAUGAAACACAGACAUUUCGAGGCAGUGGACCCUUUCCCGGUGGCGGGAAUGGCGGAGGAAACAGCGGAGGGAGUGGUCCAGGGAACGGUGGAGGGAAUGGGCCAGGGAAUGGAACAGGCAAUGGCGGAGGAAACAGGUCCUGGAAACAGCACAGGAAAUGGUCAGGCAAUGGUGGAGGGAAUGGGCCAGGCAAUGGAGGAGGGAAUGGACAGGCAAUGGCGGAGGACUAG
Seminavis robusta is the source of this 2326-nucleotide messenger RNA. Lineage: Eukaryota; Bacillariophyta; Bacillariophyceae; Naviculales; Naviculaceae. The record is from the annotation of a GenBank genome assembly.